AUGGGUCUGGAGAUCGGGACGGGAGGUAUGGGUAUAAACCCCGCUACUCCCACUCAACUGCUCAUUCCAUUUCCUUCCCCUUCAAUUCCCCCAAGGAAACUGUUCAAGAUGGUGGCAGUUAUGAGGUCACCCAUUUCCCUCGCCGUCCUGGCGCUGUCGAGCAUCUUCUCUGUAAAUGCUGUGUCCAACACUACUCAAUAUACGCCGCAAGCGAUGCUGAGUGCCCCACGAAGAGGCUCUGCGCUUCCUAAUGCGGAUGGCACUCUGGCGUUGUACACAUCUACGACUUGGGAUUUUGCAACCCACAAGCGCAGUUAUGCACUCUCUGUCUUGGAUUUGUCGUCAAAAAGCUCGACGUUGCUGAGUAAUUCCAGUGCGGUUAGUAAUGCUCAAUGGCUGGGUAAUGGAACUACUAUCAUUUGGCUUGUUUCCGAGGAUGAUGGAACUACGACCUUUGCUGUUGGAGAUGCGACCACCCCAGAUGCAGACCCUAUUACUGCAGGAUCUGUACCAGGUGCAAUAGAUGGCCUAAAGAUCGUCGACCUUGGAAGCGGCACAUACGGAGCGGCUUUUAUAGGGACUGCAGCUCCCAAUGGAUCCCUCUACAACUCAGAGCUCGAGUCGACACCAGUCUCAGCUGGGCGUAUGUAUACACAGCUGUUUGUCAGACAUUGGGAUACAUAUAUCACUCCUGAGCGAAACAGUCUUUGGUACACUACUUUGAAGGCCUCCUCAAACGGUACUGUAGGCUACAUUCUUGGCGAGCCAAUCAACGCGUUGAAUGGGACUGGACUUGAGUCUCCUGUACCUCCAUCUGGAAGUACGGAAGAUUUCGAUAUUGGUCCAGCUGGACUUGUGUUUGUUGCAAAAGACCCAACCCUUAAUCCAGCCACGACCACAAAAUCGGACAUUUACUAUCUUCCCCUCACGACUUUCUCUGAACCAGUACCUAAGCUUCAAGUUGUUACUACUCCUGGGCUUGAAGGCGCUUCCGUUGGACCAGUAUUUUCUCCUACCAGUCCAGCACUAGCCUUCUCUCGCAUGAAGGGUAUUUCCUACGAGAGUGACAAGAACCGUCUACUGUUAGUUCCUGAUAUCACCAAGGGCUUGGAAGCCUCCGAGUUCUAUGCCACGGCAGACGGAGUUGGGUCAUGGGAUCGUAGCGCUUCCGCAGAAUGGUGGAGCGCGGACGGAAACACCCUCUUCAUCGAAGUUGAAGACUUUGCGCGCGUUCGAUUAUUCAGUGUUGCCGCUGAUGCAUCUACCACCGAUCUCCCCAAGCAAAUUACAGCAGACGGCGCAAUUGCGGACGUUCAUGCCCUGGAAAGUGGCAAGCUCCUCGUUACAACCAACUCGUUUUUUGACAACUCAAUCUACUCCUGGGUCGACCCUGUCGAAGCUGCAGCCACCAACGCAACCAGCGGCAUCACCUUGAUCGACGCAAACUUGAAGCUCGGCGCCCAGUGGGGUCUUUCUCGCAGCCAAAUCUCAGAAUUCUACUAUGAAGGCGACGAGGGAAUCAUCGUCCACGCCUGGGUUAUCAAGCCCUCCAACUUCGUCGAGGGUAAGAAAUAUCCCCUCAUGUUCUACAUCCACGGUGGUCCUCAGGGCGCCACCGAAGACGAAUGGAGCACCCGCUGGAACAUGCUCGUAUUCGCCGAGCAGGGCUACGUCCUCGUCGCCUUCAACCCCACCGGCUCCACUGGCUUCGGUCAAUCGCUCACUGAUGGUAUCCAAAACCAAUGGGGCGGCCGCCCCUACAACGACCUCGUCAAAGGCUGGGAGUACAUCGAAGCGAACUUCGACUUCGUCGACUGUGACCGUGCCGUUGCUCUCGGCGCCAGUUUCGGUGGCUACAUGACAUAUUGGAUCCAAGGACACGAUCUCGGCCGUAAAUUCAAAGCCAUCUUCACGCACGACGGCUCCUUCAACACCAUCGCGCAGUACAGCUCAGAGGAACUCUGGUUUAUGCAGCAUGACUUCAAUGGCACGCUCUGGGACAAUUACGACAACUACGAGCGCUGGAACCCCGCUGCCCACACCAAGAACUGGUCCACGCCGCACCUGAUCGUGCAUAACGAGCUCGAUUACAGACUGCCUAUCUCCGAGGGCAUAGGGGCCUUUAAUGUCUUGCAGGCCAAGGGUGUGCCGAGUAAGUUCUUGAGUUUUGCGGAUGAGAAUCAUUGGGUGCUGAAGCCGGAGAACAAUCUCGUGUGGCAGAAGGCUGUGUUUGAUUGGUUGAAUAGCUAUGUGGGCUUGCCUGCGUUGGAGUUGACGGCGGUGGAGCAGGCGGUUUAUGAGGCUACUUUGAUGAAUGGGCCGUUGAUAUAA
Messenger RNA from Lachnellula hyalina, 2331 nucleotides. RefSeq names its product Dipeptidyl-peptidase. The transcript is spliced from 5 exons. The record is from RefSeq and is a predicted model, not a curated record. Gene Ontology annotation, molecular function: serine-type endopeptidase activity. Bases 1 to 2331 code for a protein of 776 amino acids. NCBI's taxonomy places the organism in Eukaryota, Fungi, Ascomycota, Leotiomycetes, Helotiales, Lachnaceae. Gene Ontology annotation, biological process: proteolysis.